This is a messenger RNA of Naumovozyma dairenensis CBS 421, 948 nucleotides long. RefSeq names its product Rna15p (gene RNA15). Gene Ontology annotation, molecular function: mRNA binding. Bases 1 to 948 code for a protein of 315 amino acids. The transcript has a single exon. The record is from RefSeq and is a predicted model, not a curated record. Gene Ontology annotation, cellular component: mRNA cleavage and polyadenylation specificity factor complex. NCBI's taxonomy places the organism in Eukaryota, Fungi, Ascomycota, Saccharomycetes, Saccharomycetales, Saccharomycetaceae.
AUGAACAAUUUCAAUCCAAAUAUGAACAUGAAUAUGAAUAUGAACAGGAACAAUAUGAUGCCCAUGCCCAUGAUGCAUAGCAAUCCAGACGGAAAUGUAGGGGGUAGUAGUGGGAGCCAGCAUUAUAAUCAGCCUUCGAGAAUCGUAUACCUAGGUUCUAUUCCAUAUGAUCAAACUGAAGAACAAAUAUUAGAUCUUUGUAAUAAUGUGGGGCCCGUCGUUAAUUUAAAGAUGAUGUUUGAUCAACAAACUGGGAGAUCUAAAGGAUAUGCCUUUAUUGAAUUUAAAGAUUUAGAAACGAGUGCAUCAGCCAUUAGGAACUUAAACGGGUAUCAGUUAGGUUCUAGAUUUUUACGAUGUGGUUAUUCAAGUAAUAAUGAUAUUUCCUCUACGGGGAUAUCUUCGAAUGAUCAAUCAAUGGGGAACGUAGAUGAUGGAUCUAACGUUUUGUUUUCAGAUUUACCGUCAGGAAUAGAUGUUAAUAUCAAUAUGACUACACCGGCUAUGAUGAUAUCAAGUGAACUAUCUAAAAAAUCUAAAGAAGAUCAAUUAAACUUACUACAGAAACUUAAAGAAUGGACGUCAGAAAAUAAAGAUUUAGCUGUUGAAUUGUUUAACGAAUACCCUCAAUUAUCAUUCGUCAUUGCAGAAAUAUUAUUGACAAAUGGUAUAUGUAAAGUAGAUGAUUUAGCGCAAUUAGUAGCAGCUCAGAACGAUUCCAACGAAAAUGAACAAUCUAAUAAUAACAAUAGUACAAGUAACGCAUUUGCCCAAAAGUCUAACGAUUUAUUGUCCAAUGACCCAGAGCUAUUGGAGACUCAAAAGGAACUUCUAAGAAAAGUCCUACAAUUAUCUGAUGGUGAAAUAGCCAUUCUUCCGGAGAAUGAACGGAUGUCUAUGUGGGAUAUCAAACAACGUGCACUUAAAGGUGAAUUCGGUAAUAUAUAG